GAAUGAUGCAAGCGCGCUCCCGACACUUCAGGUGAAUGAGAGGGAAGCGGAGGAGCGGGAUACGGUUCAGUGUGUGUCGCAGCGGGACGGAACAAUCAGAGGAAAAUGACUGGCGUUACGUCGCCUGGGGCUCAUGUGUUUAUGACAACAUACCUGCUCUUCGUGAUGGGAAGCGUUGCACAAAAAGUGUACUUCAACUGUGGUGCCAAGGUGGAUGUGGUGGACGUGCAAGGCCUCAUUCUGUCCCCUGGCUUCCCUUACAACUACUCCUCUGGAACACACUGUGUGUGGCUGUUCAUCGUGCCUGUCGACCACCAGCUCAUUCUGGAGAUGCUCGAUUUCGACGUGUUCGAAAGUCACGACGCCGCCGCUCAGGCUUCGGCCGAGGAAGAGGCGGAUGAAGAGGCCGCUUACACGCCCGGCAGCUCGGCGGCCGACGAAACGCCCCCGGCGGCUAACGGUCCGGCGCUGCAGAGCGCGGGGGGUGCCGCAAAGGCACAGCAGGCCUCCGAAGCUGGCGAGCGCAAGCAGGUGGUUGUGCAGGAACAGUCCGCGAAGAUGGAGAUUGCCAGAGUCUCUAAUUCGGCCAAAAGAGCCGCGGAAGCCGCCUCGGCGCCCUCGUCCCCACCGUCGUUCUCCUCCCUCCUCAUGCCCGAGGCCGUGCCUCCGGGGGACAGGGCCCACAAUUCUGCCUCCUCGUCUCACCUCCGAGGAGACCUCCACCCCAGUUCCAACCCGAGCACAGUUGUGGAGGAGACCCCCCUUCCUUCCUCGGCCCCCACCGACACCCCGCCUGCGAGCCCCGAAACCCAGCAGUCCAUGUUUGACGCCUGCCCGCACGACGUCCUGUACAUCUCAGACCUUAUCACCUUUUCCUCCAGAUUCUGUGGGUCCAACCGGCCUCCCAGCAGCCAGUUGGUCUUCGGGUCCAGCCAAGAGAUGGUGGAGGUCAUCAUGGAGCUCAUCACCACUACCCACUGGGGCCGUGGCUUCGCUCUGCUGUUCCACUACCACAACCUGACCGGGGACCGUCGCGUCUCCACGCCGGCAGCCAGCAAGGUGGACUCUUUGCUGGCUGCUGUUAGCGGAGCUGUGUUCUUCGCUAUGAUACUCACCAGUGCCCUCUGCAUCAUUUUCAGGCCCAAACUGUGUCCAAAAAGAGACAGCUCCUGCUCAUCCAGCGCUUCUGAGGUGCCAGGGGGAGUCCAGAACACCGGGGCUGAGGUCAAUGAGCUGCAGCUGAUGGCUAAGAACCGGGCGACCCUCGAGUCCAGCACAGAGCCGGACCACAACGAUGGCAGUCCGUCACAUACAGCCCGUGCGAGCGUCAACACUUCCCAGAACACCGACGUGGACCUUUCCUGUGGCGGUUUGACUGAACUGGACCUCGGUGCAGACGAGGUUUUCAUGGCAUCUUCAGCCCCGAGCCCAGGCAGGCUUCCUGUCUCCCCCCACACACAGCGGGAGAGGUUUUUGCGGCACAGCGACACUGGUCCCAGUCCUGCAGCCGACUGGCCGCCACCACCAUCUCCAGACUCGGCCACCUCCCCUGCCGGGGUCCGAUCCGCCAAGGACGGCUGCAGCCGACCCAGAGCGUGGAGCGUGCGCACCUUCCAGGACUUCCUCCCUCCGUUGCCGCAGCUGCACAAGAAGUGGUGCAGCUGGAACUCUACCAGUCCCUUCACCAAGCUGGUGGAUAGCGCUCCGUCCAGUUUGGUGGCUGACUGCCGAGUGGGCAACAGCGGGCAGAUCUUCUCCGACGUGCACCUCGAGGCUAAGACAGACAGCGGCGUCGUCUCUGACUCGUCCGUCAGCAACGCGUCCUUCCCCCUGACGCAGCUCGCCCAGAGACAGCGGCGCCUCAACUCCGCCAGCAACCUUCGCCGCUCGCGCUUCACGGGGCCAUACUUCGGUCUGCUCUCUGGAUCCGCAGAUCCAGCCAAGGCCUCGGGACUGCCUCACGCCCAGGGCUCCGCUUCGGAGCCCGUCUCCGGCGCUUCGUCCUCCACCCAGGGUCAGAUUGAGAGUGGCCAGGCUGGAAAGAGGCGUGACUUCUCUGGGGACGGUGAGCACAUGAGCGUGCCGGUCUUUGCCAUCUCUGAGGAGGAGGACCGGCAGCCUCUGGUCUCAGCAGAGCACCUGGAUCAGACGUCGACUUCCGCUGUGGGGAACGGACUGUCACGGGAAACAUAUGAGGGGAAGAGGUCGCCUAUCGGAGGCGUAGGCCUCAGCCCCCAAACCCAGAGGGCCAGGCCAGAGUGGAGGCCAUGGGGGAGCCAGGUGUCAGGGGGCGCGUGUCCCCUCUCAUCCAACUCCCCCAUCACCAUGAGCGAGGCAGCGGUCAGUAACAACCAGCUGGCUUUCGGUCCGUCUGCAGUGCUGUGCAGUGUGACCAGCCAGAUGUGAGCAGAUGAAGAAGAGAGCAGGGACCCUGGAGGGCCACUUAUGUAUGUCUGAACUCUUAGUGCCACUUUGCAUAUGUAACCUACUUAACUUCUGAACAGAGCUUUUACAAGUGUAUUACUACAAACUACUACUUUAGCCUUUUUACUCCAGUUGUUUUCUAUUUUUUAUAAAGAUGUAUGGACAAAGAUGAAACAAUAAUGCUGCUUACUAUGCCAAGGCACUGUGUUAUCAUGUUAAAAAAAUGACAUAUGAUUGCAAGCAUAAACACAAAAGUAUUUUCUGAACGACUUCUCCAUGAGCCCCAACUCCCAGGAGCACUUUAAACCCAUUUUGUCCGUCCGUUGAAUUCUAUGAUUCCACCAACCAGUUUCUUGAAUAGCCCGAUCAUUGUGAAUUUGUGCUGUGCUUGCUGCCUCAUUGUGUGAUUUUUAAUGUGGUGGUUCUUUGCAAAAGCCUAUUCAAUUACUUGCUAUCCAAAAGUGUUCUGCAGAGCAUAGGUCUUACAACAAAAUCAAUGUUGCAGUGGUUUGAAUACCAGUAUGAACUUCAAUGAUACAGGAUUAUAAAAGGGAAAUCAAAUAAUGACGUAAAAGCACAUACAGUACUAAUAAACACAAGGUAGAGCAAAAAAAAGUAGCGAUUGCAAUAAUAUUAAAAUUGAGUUAAUGUAAAGUUGUAAUAAAGGCUACAUCAUUUA
Molecule: messenger RNA, 3103 nt
Organism: Betta splendens (Siamese fighting fish)
Lineage: Eukaryota; Metazoa; Chordata; Actinopteri; Anabantiformes; Osphronemidae
Exons: 7
Coding region: 106-2406 (766 amino acids)
Source: RefSeq, a predicted model, not a curated record